Nylanderia fulva is the source of this 1088-nucleotide messenger RNA. RefSeq lists its product as uncharacterized. NCBI's taxonomy places the organism in Eukaryota, Metazoa, Arthropoda, Insecta, Hymenoptera, Formicidae. The record is from RefSeq and is a predicted model, not a curated record.
AUUUUCUGUGCAAGAGCAAAUAUUGUAUUGUAUAAACAAAUAUGUGACUGACAAUGAGAAAUGAUGAAUGUCAGUAAUAGAAAAUCUCUAAAAUUUACAAUAGAUUCGCGAAUGAAAACUAAAUAAAAUAAAUAUAAUAUAUAUAAAUAUUUUGCAUAUACAAAUCUCUGUUAGACAUUGUGACUCGCGUGCAUCCCACGCAUAAUUUCUCGGCGCGUUUCAUCUGCAUGCGAUCGCAUCUUAGCUUAGUGAUCCACCAGUCGACAGUUAGUUGCCACGAGUCGACGGGUUUGGUCGACUCGGCCGCUGCAUCGUCCUGGAGCGCUUCCCACCGUUGCAGCGCAGCCUCAUCAUAGCCCCUCGUGGCGCCGACGAGGAGAACCGCACUGAUCUCGUAUCCCCUUUGUGUGAGAGCCGCCCGACCUUUGACAUCGGUCUCGCGACGAAAGCCUACCAGCAGGCGCCGAGCGGUCGACGAUCUUCCCCUUCGAGCUCCGAGCUCUUCUAGAUUAUUACCGUCCACGAUACUCCUUGACGUUUCUCUCGUCUCCCCUCAGCUGAGAACAUCAUGCUACCGAGAUUGACGCUGUCGACUGCUCUGUUCCUCUUAACAAUAGCAGUUAUAUUGUCCGAGGGAUGCGAGUUGGAUCAGAUGCGAUACGGAUGUCGCAUCUACAAUGCACAAUGCAGUUGCGGCUACGGCUGCAAAUCUGAAUACAGAUAUAAUAACAAUGAUGAUUGCAAGCUAGCGCUGAAAGGAGGACGUAGCGACAUAUGUUCUCGAUCGAAGCCUUGUCUGAACGAAGGCUCAUGUUCCCAAAUAUCAUCGGAGCCCGGAUUUAAAUGCCGCUGCGAAGGAACUGGAUUCUACGGCACUUAUUGCGAGACACGUUGUCCACAAGCGGACAAUUUACUUUUCCAAGGGCAAUUCCCUUACGAAUGUGUUAUAAUUUAAAUCGUUCUUCUUCUUAUUCUUUCAUCAUGAUCCAAAUUCGUCUUAAUAUGAUACAUACGUACAAAAAAAGAAAUGUAUCUCAUAAGACAUAUUUACACAUCUUUGUACAUACAUAAUAAAUAUUAACAUACAA